Molecule: messenger RNA, 1023 nt
Organism: Chenopodium quinoa (quinoa)
Lineage: Eukaryota; Viridiplantae; Streptophyta; Magnoliopsida; Caryophyllales; Amaranthaceae
Product: proteasome subunit beta type-4-like
Exons: 6
Coding region: 109-831 (240 amino acids)
Cellular component (GO): nucleus; proteasome core complex, beta-subunit complex; proteasome core complex
Source: RefSeq, a predicted model, not a curated record
AAGCAGAGUAUGCUAAUUUCCGAUUUCUUGUGGAAAAAGAAUACGCAAGAAAGCUGAUUAAAGAGAGAAACCAAAAUCAAGAGAGAGAAACACAACAAUCUUACUUCAAUGGAUCCCAAAAACACCAGCUCUCUACUCGUCGACGACAUUCAGCGAACUCAGUAUCCUUAUGUGACUGGGACAUCAGUUAUCGGAAUCAAGUAUAAGGAUGGAAUUCUCAUUGCUGCUGAUAUGGGAGGUUCCUAUGGAUCCACAUUGCGUUACAAGAGUGUGGAGAGAUUGAAAGGUAUUGGGAAGCACUCGCUUCUUGGUGCCAGUGGAGAAAUAAGUGACUUUCAGGAGCUUCUGCAUUACCUUGAUGAUCUCAUUCUGUAUGACAACAUGUGGGAUGAUGGAAACUCCCUUGGACCUAAAGAGGUGCACAACUACCUGACUCGUGUUAUGUAUAAUAGGCGUAACAAGUUUAAUCCACUUUGGAACUCUCUUGUCCUUGGUGGAGUUAAGAAUGGACAGAAGUACCUUGGAACGGUCAAUAUGAUUGGUGUACACUAUCAAGACAAUCAUGUCGCCACUGGAUUUGGUAAUCACCUUGCGGUGCCAAUUCUGCGAGAUGAAUGGAAGGAGGACUUGAGUUUUGAAGAUGGUGUUAGGCUACUGGAGAAGUGCAUGCGCGUCCUACUAUACCGUGAUCGAUCUGCAGUCAACAAGCUUCAGAUUGCAAAGAUCACCGAAGAAGGUGGUGUGACAAUCUCUCCACCUUACUCAUUGAAGACAUAUUGGGAAUACGCUGCAUUCAAGAAUCCCACUGCUGGUGCUGAGGGCUCAUGGUAGAUGAUUUGCCUUGUAGUGGUUAAAAGUUGGGAGUGCAAUGAAAUAUGACUUUGAGGCUUUUGUUUGUAAUAUCAGCUUCAUUCACUUUUAAACUGUACUUGAGAACUAGAAUGUUUUCAUGGUUAGCCCCCUGUGCAAACCCUAUCAAGAAAUAUUGUUGUUAGUUAUUGCAGUAACAUUAUUAUUUGCUCA